AUGUUCAAUCGACAAAAACUUUAUAUUGGACUGGGUAUAUCAGCCUGUGUGGGUUCCAUUACAGUUCUUUACUUUUGGUACCGUUAUUACCGACAAACAUCAUCAUCAAAAAUAAAUCGUUGUCCUAGUCCGACAUCAAUUCUUCCAUCGUUAAGAUCAAAUCACGAUCAUGAAUUUAUCGAUAUAAAUUCAUCAUCUGAAUUAGAUAAUGAUGAUUCAGACUCAAUCCAAAUUUUAAAUGAAAUACAAAUUCCUGAUGGUAGUGUUCCUUUGACACCUGAUCAAGCUUCUAUACUUACUCAUUUUCUUUAUGAAAGUCAUAAUUGUGAAGAACAAUUACAUCUUGUUUUAACAAGUAUUGCAAAUGCAUCAACAUUUAAAGAAAGUCAAAUAAAUUUAGCAAAUGCUGGAUGUAUUAUACGUCUUCGUGAUUUACUUUUAUCAACAGAUAAUGAAACAACAAAAUGUAAAAUACUUUUAGCACUGAAUAAUCUUGCUUUAAAUGAUUUUGCUAUAACUCAAUUUUCGAAUAUUGUUACUAUAGUGAUCAAUUUAUGUUGUAUAAGUCCGGCGAAUUCAAUUAUACGUCUUCAUGGACUUAAUUUAUUGAUUAAUAUGUCUGUUCUUGAAUAUCUUCAUGAAGAAUAUAUGAAUAAUAUUCAUGUACUUGGUGUAUUAAUUGAAUCAACAAUUGAAUAUGAUGAUGAAGUAUUAUCAGCAGGAAAAAUUCUUGUUAAUUUAUCAAUUAAUAAAUUAAAUCUUGAAAAUUUACUUAAAAUAACCGGUGUUGAAUUAAAAUAUAUUUUAAAUUUAUUUACAUCAAAAACUGAUCAAUCAUCAAAAUCCGAAGAUAUUCUUCUUCGAUUUCUUACAUUCUAUUGUAAUCUAGCUGAAAUAAUAUUUCAUGAAUUAAAAGAUAAUGGAGAUAAUAAUAAUAAUAAUAAUUUAUGGUUAUUUGAUCCAAUGCCACAACGUCAAGGUGCACUUUAUUUUGAAUUUUUUGAUCAUGAUAAACAAGAUCUAGCUAAAUCUCUUCUUCGUCCACAUUAUGCAUCAUCUUCAAUCAAUAUACAAAUGAAACGCCUCUAUCAACUGAUGGAUAAAAUUCAUCAGUGUCAAAUUCAAUUAUCAGUUUCAUCUAUUGGAACUAAUAAUGAGAAAAAUUUUAUUGGUGAAUCUUUAUUAUCUAAUCAAGCAUAA
Adineta steineri is the source of this 1200-nucleotide messenger RNA. The record is from the annotation of a GenBank genome assembly. Lineage: Eukaryota; Metazoa; Rotifera; Eurotatoria; Adinetida; Adinetidae.